CUGUGUGAGGGCAAAUCAUCCAUUAUAAAUAGAUCCAUGUUUAAAAUCAUUCGAAUCUUAUCAUUUUAACCAGUUUAUGCGUAUCUGUGCAAAGUUGGACUUAAAGCUUGUGGCCGUGGUUUGCAUACUGAGGUAAUGCAGUCAGAUCAGCAAGUAAAAAGCAGUGUGCAAUGGCAGUUAAAGCAUUAUAUCUUCUCCCAGUACUCUCCAUUGUUAUAGGGAUGUCAGAACAACUUAAAACAGUCUCCGUGAACACAAACAUUGGGAUUAUCAAUGGAUUAGUGGAAGAUGUAACAUUUCUCGGUAAAUCUUCCAAAAUUCACAAAUUUCUUGGAAUACCUUUUGCUGAACCACCGAUAGGAAAAUUGCGAUUCCAAAAUCCAGUUCCGAAAUCUCCACUCGAAGAACGUUUGGACGCCUUUAAACACAAUAACGUAUGUCUUCAAAUGCUAGGACUAUUCGAUAGCAAAAGAUUAACAUACGAUGAAGAUUGCCUGUAUCUAAAUAUCUACGCACCUGAAAGAAAACCAGAGGAUGAGUUGUUGCCAGUUAUGGUUUGGAUUUAAGGAGGUGGUUUUACUUUUGGCUUCGCUGACAUGAACGUAGGAGACCACUUGGCUAUUCAUGGAAAUGUAAUAGUGGUAACCUUCAAUUAUAGAUUGUCUGUUUGGGGGUUUCUUGCGACAGGGGACAAAAAUGCACCAGGAAAUUAUGGCUUAUGGGACCAGCAUAUGGCUAUAAAAUGGGUACAUGAUAACAUCGCCGCGUUUGGGGGAGAUACGGAAAAGGUAACGCUAUUUGGGGAGUCAGCCGGAUCGGCCAGUGUUAUGCAUCAAGCCUUAUAUCCUGGAAAUAAAGGACUUUUUCAAAGAGUUAUAGGCCAAAGCGGAAGUGUUGGUAAUUUUUGGGGAAAUAAUGGAAAGAAUUCUGAAAAUGCAAAACAUCUCGGAGCUCUGGCUGAAUGUGAAACAGAAAGCUCCGAAGCUUUAGUUUCUUGUCUACGAGAAGUGUCCGCUGAUCUGUUAGUAGAGUUCGUUAGCAAUGCAACAUAUGGAUUGAUAUCGUGUCCAUUUCCAUUUCUACCUACGGUUGAUGGCAAAUUUGUUUCUACCGACCCUAAACACAUUUUUGACAAAAACACAGAUAUCCCAAGCGAAAUCGCAGACUUCUUUUCAAGCUUGGAUAUAAUGUCAGGCGUUAAUUCGGGAGAGGGUAGCUUUGGUUUUAGUCCAUUUGCAGGAGUGACUAAUGCCGAGGAAUUUUCUCCGAACAGAACAUUCUUUGAAGAAACUUUAGUGCCCUUGAUGAUAAAAGUCUGCGUUGGAGACAACGUACCUCGAAUUGCUAUAGAUGGUGUGAUACAGGAAUAUACAAACUGGGAAAGUCCAGAUGAUGGUAACAGUGUUAGAGACGAAUUUGUGUCAAUGUGGGGCGAUGUAUCGUUUACCAGAGACUUGUACAAGACACUGGAUACGCAUUCAAAUGUGUCCACUAAUCAACGUACUUACAUGUAUAUGUUUGAUAUUGAACCUGAAUAUAAGAGUUCGUUCACGCCAGCUUCUUGGUUUAAGAAGCUUGGACAUGGGCAAGAUCUUCCUUUUACGUUUGGGUUUAAGAACCCUGAAGAGCUAGAAGAGAUGUUUCAUGCGUCACCGCGGAGAUGGGAAGAGCGUCUUUCUGUAGAUAUUAUGACGUUAUGGACAAAUUUCGCAAAAACUGGAAAUCCGAAUUUGCCAGAAGACCUCGGGCUUGACUGGAUUCCAUACACCCUGAAACAUCAACAUUAUCUGCAGAUAUCACCUGACAUGACAUCAUCAAAUGUGAAACAACGCUGGAACACGCGAAGAGCAAAUUUCUGGGCAAAUCUAUUGCCACAAAUAAUAAAAUCGGCAAGGUGUGAAGGAUCUAAAUAUGAUGAACGUCAAAAUCAAGGAACGUGCCCUAAGGACCGAAACUGUUCUCCCUAAUUCCCUCAUUAAAACGACAUCAACACAGAACAAUGGACAACACAAUAUAAGAUUGGCUACAGUGACAGUGGUAAAAUUGUGUGUAACUAUGACGACAGUUCAAAGUUACAAAAGUAGGCGGUGGAAAUUUAUACAUUUCUUUACUCACAUACUGAAAAUUGUACACAUAAUAACGUUAUUCGUUAUUUCGAUUAUAACACUUGUCAUGUCAAAAUUAUUCAUAAUGAAAAAUGAUGUCAUUAAAUUGAUUUAUAACCGCAGCUAGUGUCAAAAUUGUCAUACGAGAAAACCAAAUUAGUGCAUUUGCGACCAGCAUGGAUCCAAACCAGCCUGAGCAUCCGCGCAGUCUGGUCAGGAUCCAUGCUGUUCGCUUUCAAAGCCUAUUGCAUUUAGAGAAACCGCUAGCGAACAGUAUGGAUCCUGACCAGACUGCACGGAUGCGCAGGCUAGUCUUGAUCCAUGCUGCUCGCAAAUGCACUAUGUUGGUUUUCUCAUGAUGCGGCUAAAAGUGCCAUUAAAUUGAUAUAUAACCGCAUCUAUUGUCAAAAUUGUCGUACCAUAAUUAUAAUCGGAGGACCCUGUUUUCAAUGAUGAAAAUGUUAUAUGAUAGUGCACUCGAGUAAAUAACGGUAAAAAUGAGUAUUAUUUACAUCAUAGGUAGGUGAGUCCGUCAGGUGCAACGGUUAUACGGGGAAACGUUUAAACGUACUUGAUCAUGCUGAAUUCAAGCUCUCUUUAUGUAGUAGAUGCCAGUUUUGGGCUUUCCGAAAGCCAGGCGGAGAACGUCUUCCUUUGAUUCAGCAGAAGUCACAUAAACACAGAGACCCGAAAAACAAUUAGUAAUUAUGUAUAGAUGCAGCACAAUAAUUUGAUCUUAUCCCUUUUGGGAAUCUGCCGAAAAUAGUAAUUGCACAUUUAUGAUGAAAUGAUUUUGCUAUUUUUGUAAGUAUUGUGAAAUAUAAAUAUAAAGUUAAGAUCACUUUCA
Mercenaria mercenaria is the source of this 2952-nucleotide messenger RNA. RefSeq names its product acetylcholinesterase-like. Gene Ontology annotation, molecular function: signaling receptor activity; neurexin family protein binding. The coding region runs from base 597 to 1967 and encodes 456 amino acids. Lineage: Eukaryota; Metazoa; Mollusca; Bivalvia; Venerida; Veneridae. Gene Ontology annotation, biological process: synaptic vesicle endocytosis; presynaptic membrane assembly; postsynaptic membrane assembly. Gene Ontology annotation, cellular component: cell surface; synapse. The record is from RefSeq and is a predicted model, not a curated record. The transcript has 3 exons.